AACCAAACAGAUAACCAGAACCCUAACAUUCCUAAAAUCUGCCCCCUAAAAACUGACCUUAUAUGUCACAAGAGGAGUGUUGCAUAGAAGGUAGGAGCCAACCAAACCAAACCAAACCAAACCAAACCAAACUGCCGUCAACCGAGACCAAAAACUGGUGUGGUGAGAAGUGACCGAACACAACCAUUUCCCACCAAACCCCGUUCACCUCACACGUCGCGAUUCUCUCUGAUGGAAGGCCUCAUCCCGCUGCUCUACAAGGCCAUCAAGGACCGGCGGAGCAACGCCGCCGCUGCCGCUGGCGGCGGCGGCGGCCGUGCCUACCGCACCGGAGGUGCGCUCCCUUCCUCCGCGCCCGUGGACCUGGACGACCCCGAGCAGAGGAGGCGGUGGCUGCAGCAGGAGCUGCGGUCCCCGGUCCACGCGGCGCCGCCGUCGGCCGAGGGGGCGUCGCUGCUGCACCGGCGGAACCUGUCGCUGGAGGAGCUGGCGGGCGAGGUGGGGCUCUCGCCCGACCGGCGGCUCGUCCGGGUGCCGCUGCCCAAGGCCAGGAGCCUCCGCGCCUUCGCCUGCAUCGGCGCCGCCUGAUCGCCGCCUCAAUCGAGCGCACGCGCUGGCGCUGGGCGGAGGCACCAUUCGUACGUUAGGAUUGUUCAAUAGGAUUGUUCAUGAGCGUAGCAAGUUCGUCAAGUUUACGUAUACAGUGUAUAGGUGUUG
Molecule: messenger RNA, 717 nt
Organism: Sorghum bicolor (sorghum)
Lineage: Eukaryota; Viridiplantae; Streptophyta; Magnoliopsida; Poales; Poaceae
Exons: 1
Coding region: 232-588 (118 amino acids)
Source: RefSeq, a predicted model, not a curated record